Molecule: messenger RNA, 663 nt
Organism: Symbiodinium sp. CCMP2456
Lineage: Eukaryota; Dinophyceae; Suessiales; Symbiodiniaceae
Source: the annotation of a GenBank genome assembly
AUGCUUGAAUGGUUUUUUCUCUGCAGCUUCGUUGCUGCCGGCUCUUUACCAUCCACGAGUUCCCUUCCCGACGGCCUGGUGCCGCAGACACAGGAGCUGACUGACGUGGCAAGACGGACAGCCAGGUUCUUGUCUUGCCGUGUAUGCGAGGAAAGAGUAACGUCGUUGCUGGCAAUCUUCCGCAGCGAAAUCGAGAAAGCUUAUUCCGUGGAUGAGGAUUGGGCAGAAAAACUGCCUGAAGGAAUGGGAAGUGCCAGGCAGCUGUGCGACAUGAAAGACUUGUCGGCACUACUGCUCGGACAGCGGUUGGACAUCGACCUCCACGAUGAUGGUUCGGCAUCCCUAAAGAAGGCCGUCGUCACCCAAGAGGUGUUCUACCCGGAGACACUGCACAGCGAGAAGUUCCACUACAAGUCCUACAUGGUACAGCACGCUUGCAUGAAAGCUUUCGAUGAUAUGGAGCUUAUUGCAGAUGCUGUGGCUCGUGCCUACGAAGGCGCACGGCGCAGAGGCGCCUCAGAUGCGCAACUGCUCAUGAUGCUGAACAGAGCUGGAAGAGCGGCCUGCUCGCAGACACGGGCCUGUGUAGACGAGGGCGAGCUGCGGAAAUCGAUGGCCGGAGCAAAGCCUCGCCAGAAACGCCCAGCUCACGCAGAGCUCUGA